CUAUUCCCUUCCCUGGUCGUCUGCCUGUCUUGCCAUUAUACUUUAUCCUUGACUUAUCCCAUUCUCUCCUGCUUUAUAAUUUUCUAUAGUCCUCGCAAGGCGGUCGUUCAGCAUAAGGCUCAAUGACUGAUUCUUCGCAGAAACCCAGUGUCCUCAUUUUUGGCGGUCUGAAUACCUAUUCGCGUGCGCUGGCAGCUUAUCUGGUUCCACUGGAAGGAGAUCCAUUAGUCUCACAUGUACGGAUGGUCGAUAAAUAUCAAGUCGCGCCAGCGACUACAUAUAUUGGAGCAGAGUUCCCGAAGGUUCUUGAGAAGGAGGAGGUUGACUAUCAGCAGGCAAACUUGACAGUUCCGUCCAAUAUCCCACCGCUCUUUGACCCGCCCGAGGGCCAGCCUCCAUACGAUUACGUCUUUGAUCUGACUGGUGAAGUGCGCCAGGAUCGUACAGAUAUGAUACAAAUUACAACCACAUGUAAUGUUGCCAGAAUACUCGGCGAGGAGGCCGCAAAACGCAAAGUCAAGGCAUACGUUCGACUACAGCUUCCAUUCUAUGAAACAUCAAAUAAAGGCCCGUGGGACGAAAAACAGGAUCCAAAACCCUCGGGCACAGUAGGGACUUGGUGGCAUGAAACCUUGCGAAUGCUGGCCAGCAUGGAAGACCUCAACCUGGUCGUUUUACGGGUCGCGUUGGGUUACGGCCCUUAUACAGAUUACGGUACCAUGGCGUCGUUCAUCACGGUUGCAGCUGUCUAUGGCUAUAUGAAGAAGCCCAUGAAGUCAUUAUGGUCUCCAGGAAAACAUCCAUCUCAUACUGUUCACGUUGAGGAUAUUGCUGGCGGGCUAUGGGCUUGCGCACAGUGGAUGGCGCCUUUGGGUAGGAAGGCAGCCGACGAGGCCGCAGGGGAGGACAUACCAUUCCACAAUGACAAAAACAAGCUCAAAGAUGUCCCUGAGGCACCCGCACACGACAAGAAGGUCACUGCGCCUUUGUUCAACCUUGCCGAUGAUUCGCAGAUGACGCUAGCGGAGAUCGGUCAAGUUUGCACAUCGUUCUUUGGCACAACAUUUGAUUUCUUCAACUUUUUCGAGAACACGAUUUUCAAGCUGAAGGACGACAUCGUCGAGGAAAUUAAUGAGCUUCAUGUUGGUCACUGGACAGAGAUGAUUCUCAAGUCUGAUCCGCCGAUUCCUAACACCCCCCUGUCCGCCUACAUGGACAAGUACUACCUAGAGAAGACCGUCGUCGGUUUCAGCAACUCUAAGAUCAAGUCUGUGACCGGUUAUGAGCUAAGCAAGCCACGGUUCAAUCACGACACGAUCAAGGACAUGAUUGAGAAAUGGAAAGCUGAGGGCAGUUGGCCUAUUUUAUGAUUUCUUUGCGGUUUCCUCUGGAUUUCUAAUUUUUGUGCAUCAUCUGUUUUCGUUCUCGUCAGUGUUUCAGUAUAGGAUUUCAAGCAUUAAGUUACUCGAUAAUACUCAUUCUCUCCUAACUGCCUCUUUCGCGCUCAAGUUUAGUCUUUAUACCUCUCAUUUGCUGCCGCUACCCGUCGGUCUCGUCUCAUACCUACAUAGUUUAACUCUGUCCAAUAUAAUAAUCGUUUUUCAUUGCACUAGUACUCA
This is a messenger RNA of Desarmillaria tabescens, 1619 nucleotides long. RefSeq lists its product as uncharacterized. The transcript is spliced from 11 exons. NCBI's taxonomy places the organism in Eukaryota, Fungi, Basidiomycota, Agaricomycetes, Agaricales, Physalacriaceae. The record is from RefSeq and is a predicted model, not a curated record. The coding region runs from base 123 to 1370 and encodes 415 amino acids.